Molecule: messenger RNA, 4284 nt
Organism: Pollicipes pollicipes
Lineage: Eukaryota; Metazoa; Arthropoda; Thecostraca; Pollicipedomorpha; Pollicipedidae
Product: coiled-coil domain-containing protein AGAP005037
Exons: 23
Coding region: 320-3103 (927 amino acids)
Cellular component (GO): cytoplasm
Source: RefSeq, a predicted model, not a curated record
GUUUGUGCUGGACGGGGCACGCCAGGCCAAGCUCUGCGUCAAUGGAUCCAUCUACGACGCGGUGCUGCCGGAAGCCGUCGGAAUCCGUGCCGUGGGCGGCGGGCUCCAUCUCGAGGGCGGCGAGCACCAUCCCCCGCCCGACGGCUUCGUCCCCGCGGGCCGAGGAUUCCGUGCGGCGGGCGGUGGCUUCGACCCCGCGUUCGCCGGAGGUCGCCCCGCCGGCGGCGGCCGCGGCCCAGCGCCGCCCCGUGCCGGACACCCUCUGGUGCGCAGACACACCUUCUCCGGUGGCAGCGCCGCCCCGCGCCCUCCGGAUGCCAUGGACCCGGACAGCAACAAAAGCUCCUCGGACUCGGAGCGGCCGUCGGCGGGCUCGAGGCUGCCCCCGCACGGCUGCCCGCCCCGCCAGGACCGGCGCGCCUGCCCGACCCUGCCCGGCAGGACGAACAGCAGCCGACAUCAGCAGCAGAUGAGGAACUACUCGUCGCUGCCGCCGUCGUCCACCAUGUUCGACGAUGACCCGGGCAUCAUGUCCGAGGCGGAGACGUCGUCCACGGGCUUCCGACGCGGCGCUAAGGUGCGCUCCUCUCUGCCAGUCGUCCGCACGCCCUCCAAGACCAUGGAGCGGCCGCUGGGCGUGGUGUUCCUGCAGUACGGCAGCGAGACCAAGCGGGCGCUGCUGCCGAACGAGGUGACGUCGCUUUACACGGUCAAGGCGCUGUUCGUGCGCAGCUUCCCGCGCCAGCUGAACAUGGAGUACCUGGACUCGUCGGCCUGCAAAAUCUACAUCCUCGACUCCAGUCGCGACAUGUUCUACGACAUGGAGGACUUGAGGGAUGUGAGGGACCGGUCGGUGCUCCGGAUUUUUGAGACGGGCGCCACCCACCCGCCGCCUGUGAAUGGCACCUCAUGGGAAGACAACAGCUACUUCAGCGAGCCGGAGUUCGACGGAGACUACCAAAGCCAACACGUACAUAAAGCCAAGGGCAAGAGCAGAGGGUAUGAGAUGAUGAACUCGUUUCCUCCCGGAGGCCGACCGGUGGGGACGUACCCCCCGCGAGUCGCCCCUGAGUCCGCCUCUACCAGGCCGCACCGACCGGGCGCAGGUCCGCCGCCGAAGCCGCAGCGAGCCGGCUACGCCCGCGGCACGCGCUCGCCACUGCCGACGACGAGUACGCCAGCUCGCCGGAGCGGGGCCGCGGCGCGCCGUACGCCUGCCGGGCCGGCCGCCUUCGACGACCACUACUACGGCCAGUUCCGGCCGCCGCCGCUGGCUGACGAUGAAGCCAGAAAAGCUGGAUUCUUUGACGCUCCGGCAGCCAGGAGAGUGGAGCCGGGGCUCCGAUACAACGAAAAAGUGCGGGUUGAGUCCAUGGAGCGCCAGCUGGCGAACCUGACCGGUAUGGUGCAGAAGGCCCUGAGUGCCCCGCGGGUGGCGCGCGCCGCGUCCGACCUCGACUCGGGCUACCGCAGCGACCGCGAGCUCUACCAUCGCGCCCCUAGCGACAACUUCUUAAAACCAGACCGUCCCCCAAAGUUAGGACGGGGAAAAGACAAAUCCGUUUCCUUCGAGAAGUCAGUCAGUUUCAGCGACGAUCCACACGGCCCCAACAAACAGCACUCGCCGACCCACGCCGCCGACAAAGUUCCAGUGAAGCCUGCUAUCAAAUCAUCCACGCUUCCUCGCAUGUCUUCGCAAGAGAGAGUGAAGCCGCCGCCGCCGCCCAAGCCGGUCAUACUGACCAGCAGCCAUGACGGCAGACAUAGCAUUUACCGAGACCUGCACCUCUCGCCGGAGACCUACAACCAGCUGCGGAGUCUGCAGAAGAAGGCGCGGGACCUGCGACAGGAGAUGAGGAAGCUGCGCAGGCUCUCGCAGGAGCACUCACUGGCGGUCAAGGAGAUGAUUGGCGACACCUACUCCAAAAUACGAGGACACCUGUUGUCGGGAAGCGAUCUGAAAUUGGGGGAGGCCGACUCGGAGACUCUGAAGAUCAGAACAGAGGAGGAGGCGUACCGUGAGGUCAUCCAAAACAUCGAAAAGGACUUGAGUGAGGUGGAGCACCACGUAGAGGACCUUCGGAGCAACGUCAUCAACCGACAGAGACGGGUCAACCUCAACGACGUGGAGGGGAUGGCUCUGGUCCUGAGCAAGUCCAGCAAGACGGUGUCGGACCUGCAGAAACGUUUUCCGGAGCUGGAGCGGAGCAUCCGCGGUCUGAUAGCCGUCGAGAGGGAGCGGGUGUGCCGCGAGGAAAGCUUCCUGGGGGAGGAGCCUCAACGAUUAGAAAAUGCUCUGCAGCGAAUAAAGAAGCUGUCAGGCACACUAGUCACACUGAAAAGAUUGGCCUCAGUGCAAGAGCAGCGGGUACCGGAGCCGGAGGACAGCUCCUCAGCUGUCACCAAGCCGCCCGAUGCCGGAGCUAAGCCGGCGGCCGGCGCCGCCGCCGCGGGCGACCAGCCUGCCGCCGCCACGGGAGAGGCUGCCGCCGCCUCCGCGCCCGGAAACCCGCUCGAUGCUCUUCUAAGCGAGCUGCAGACGUUCAGCCCAGAGCGUCGGCCGGCGGUGCGGCCGGCAGCGCGCGUCGUCCCGAUGCCGGGCCGCCUCUCGCCGACGCCGGAGGAGCCGGCUGGGCGGCCGGCGCCGCCGCCGCCGCCGCCGCGCACCUCCUCCAAGUCGCCGCUCAUCUCCCCCAGCUCGCCGCUGAGUCCGCACUACCCGGCAGCCGAUGAGAAUCUGCGCCGCGACACGGCCUCCUCCAACUCGAGCAGCAGCGAGAGUGUCAACUCGCAGGAGGGCCUGCGCCGCUCGGCGACGCCGGGCGAGCGGCCGGCGUCGGCAGACCGGGGCGGCGUCCUAUCGCGCUCCCGCCAGGAGGCGCUCGAGCGGCGCGAGACCGAGCUGCGUCGCAAGCAGCACGCGCUACAGCAGCAGUACGCUCGCCUGCAGGCCAUGAACACGGCGCCGCGACCGCAGGCCGACAUCAAGAAGACGGGCAGCGAUGGUGACCUGGCGGCCAAGAUGGGCGGCCUGAGCCUGGCGCCGGUCACCUCCGGGUCGGUGACCGAUGUGUCGGGCCAGGCCGGCCAGCAGGACGUCUGAAGAUGGCGCUAGUCUCUCGCUGGCCGGCUGCCGUCGGCUGCGGCAGGCAUGGACACCAGGCCGUGGCGCAUCCGGCCGAACCUGCUGGAAGCUGUGAAGCGGCGGCCAUGUUGUCGGCCUUGCUGGUGGCGGUGCUCGCUGUCACACACCACUGGCUGCUGUGGUCGGCUGGACUUGUAUUUGUGAAUACUCUUGCGGUCAGCGGGUUUGCUGGACUGAUAAUAACCACACCGGCAGUGGGUGCCGAUCGAGGCGCCGCUGCAUGCAGCUGCCGGUCGAGGGCGAUGACGGAUUCUGCGGCGUGAGGCACCGCGGGGUCCGGGCGGGUCGCGGUGUGGCGCGCGCAUGCGCACGGGGCGACCAAUGGCGUUUGAAGCAGUGGUUGGUUUUUGCACGGGCGGGUUCCGUGACCACACGCGAUUGCAGGGCACCUGCCGUGCGGUCCGUAGGCCCUUUGCUCAACGAUUGUCUGUGCCAUAUCUGAGACCGUUAUCCGCGCGGGACAUUGUGCGUUGUUAGAUACCAAUUGGAAUGAGACGAGCAUGCGGGCGGGCAGAAGCUCGACAGCGAGGAGGAGACGACCUGGAAAUUCGACAUCGAUACACUCGUGUUAACCUCGACGGGGAUCGCGGGUCCGGGGGCACGACAUAAGGACGUCACUGGGAUUGGAAGCGCACGGAAGACAGAUCAUUGGAGCGGAUCAGCGCCGAGAACCGCCGCACGCGGUCGGCUGACUUUAGUACGUAGCUCAUACAAUGAAGGCCGUGCACCCUCGCCGUUUGAUUGGUAGGAGCGGGUGACGAUCCGUUGACGUGAGACUGUCGCAGCUUUCCUAACCAGUGCCAACUCAUGCUUGUCUGCUCAGCCCCUAACCGGCACGCUCCUUAGUCUAGCCCCUACCCCAGCCCCGGCCAUUCGCCCACCUGCUCACUCGUGACCCCAUGGUGUGUGUUCGUGUGUGCGCUUGCGUGGCGUCAGGUCAAGCAUGAUGAUGACUCCGCUACCCUGUGAUGACUCCGCUCGCCGAGCCGAAGCGGCGGCCCGCGAACUGGCCGGCGGGCGCCAACGCUGUUCUCUUGGAGGAUGCCAGCCUCGCCCGGCGCGGCCUGGUGGCGUGACUGUGCGUACUGUUGUUUGUUUUGUUUACCGUGCGUCUGCGAUCUAUGUUGAGGGAGGACGUA